Molecule: messenger RNA, 3570 nt
Organism: Mugil cephalus (flathead mullet)
Lineage: Eukaryota; Metazoa; Chordata; Actinopteri; Mugiliformes; Mugilidae
Product: clathrin interactor 1-like
Exons: 12
Coding region: 125-2101 (658 amino acids)
Biological process (GO): endocytosis
Cellular component (GO): plasma membrane; clathrin vesicle coat; endosome
Molecular function (GO): phospholipid binding; clathrin binding
Source: RefSeq, a predicted model, not a curated record
AGUUAGUGGGUGGUGGUGGGGGGGGGAUUGUCGUCUGUAACCGGAUACCAUCUCUGGCUUGUGGGACGCAGAGACACGGGGACGAAGCAGUAUUGAGGCGGCGAGUCCGCAGUUCCGUGCGGAGAUGCUAAAUAUGUGGAAAGUCAGAGAGCUAGUGGACAAAGCCACCAAUGUGGUAAUGAACUACUCGGAGAUUGAGUCCAAGGUGAGAGAGGCCACAAAUGACGACCCCUGGGGACCCUCUGGACAGCUGAUGGGAGAGAUAGCCAAAUCCACCUUUAUGUAUGAGCAGUUCCCGGAGGUGAUGAACAUGCUGUGGACCAGAAUGUUGAAAGACAACAAGAAGAACUGGAGACGUGUCUACAAGGCAUUACUGCUCCUGGCCUAUCUGAUCAGGAACGGCUCUGAAAGAGUCGUCACCAGUGCCAGAGAACACAUCUACGACCUGCGAUCUCUAGAAAACUACCACUUCAUCGAUGAGAAUGGUAAGGACCAGGGCAUCAAUGUGCGUCAGAAGGUGAAGGAGAUGGUGGAGUUCAUCCAGGACGAUGACAGGCUGAGAGAGGAGAGGAAGAAAGCCAAGAAGAACAAAGAUAAAUACAUUGGAGUCUCAUCUGACAGUAUGGGCGGAGGAGGCGGGAGCUUUAAGAGCUCUAAUGAGUUGGAUCGGAGUAAAUGGGAUGAAGACUGGGACAAGAGCAAAGGAGCUUUCCCCUUCAGCGAGAAGCUCGGAGAGAUCAGUGAUAAGAUAGGCAGCACCAUCGACGACACGCUCAACAAGUUCAGAAAGAAGGAACGAGACGACUCACCAGACAGAAUCAGUGACAACGAGGAGGACCGAGCAUCAAGAAACGGCAGGCAGGACACCCUGGAGUUCAAAGAUGAGGAGGAAACCGUCACCACGAAGAGCAUCCAGAUCACGCAAGCAACAGAAACCACCACCACCACCACACGGAAACGCAGCGGAGGGACGAGCAACAAGACUCUGGACCUGGGCGCUGCAGCCCACUACACAGGAGACAGGAGCCCAGAGGAGAAGUCGUCGGUCAGGCAGUCUUCCAGUGGCGGUUUAGCUGACCUUCUAGUGAUUGACCCUUCAUCCAAUCAGACCUCGACAACGGGUGGCAGCUCAGACCUCAUUGGUGGCUUUGCUGACUUCUCCUCUCCUGCAGCCUCUGCCAGCCUCCCCACCUCCACUGCUGCUGCGUCACCCAGCGGUAAUGGAGAAUUCGGGGACUGGAACGCCUUCUCAGCUAAUCCUCCCGCUUCGUCCAGUUCUGCUCCUUCCCAGCCGGUCACAGACCUGUUUGGCAGCGUCCAGUCGCCCACAGCCUCAGCUUCUAAUGCCGCCACGGUCCCACCUUCCGCGGAGCUCUUUGACCUGAUGGGCGGAGUUAACCAUCAACUAAACAAUCCUCAUACAACGCUCAGUGCGUCUCAGAGCAUGACUUUCUCUCUUGGAGGGGUGACCCCAGGAGCACCUGCUGCUAUGCCCACCAUGACCCUUUCUCGCUCCCAGCAGAGUCUGGGAGGCAUGGCAUCUCAGCAGCCCAUAGGGCAGCAGCAGAAGGUCGGAGGUCAGGGGUCACUAGGGUCGACCUGGUCUGACCCCUCUGUCAACAUCAGCCUGGACUUCCUCUCCGCGGGUCUCAACCCCACUAAGACACCGCCCACUCUCAACAAUAUUAUCCAGCAGCAAGGAGUGCCUCCCGUCAAUCUGUUGGCCCAGAAUUUUGGAGGACUGACCCUCAGCUCUCCGCCCCAUGUAACACCGAUAAGACCCCCGGCCAAUCCCAUGAUGGCAGGCAAUGCCAUGACGAUGGGCAUGCCAGCAUCAAUGGCAACCGGCAUGACUUCUUCGCUGGCAGCGGGUAUGCCGCCUUCAAUGACCACGGGUUUACAGGGUGGAGUUCCUGUGAACCAAGGCAUGAUGGGAAUGAACAUGAGCAUGAAUAUGGGCAUGGCUGCUCCAGUGAUGAUGGGCGGUAUGGCUGGCAUGGGCGUUCCAGGAGUAGGGAUGGGCCUAGCGCACUCCAUCACCCCAACCGCGGUCCCACCCAAACAAGAUGCCUUCGCUAACUUUGGCAACUUUGGGAAAUGAAGGUUUGACGAUGUCUGUGUGCGUUUGUGUGCUAGAGAGCGCGAGUGCAUGUCUGAUAUUAUGGGAGUAUGACCCACAGAAGAACUGGUGUACUUGAAGACAACCUUGCAUGUUUCUCUCUCUGCAUCUGCUCUCGUUGGUGAGGUAGCACCGGUGAUCGUUCACCUUCGUAAUCUAAUGACAGGAUCUCGGAGGUGGGCGAACGUGCUCACUGAUGCCCCUUCUCCAACGGUAGUUGUAUGUGUGAAAGUGUACCACACUGAGGACACCUGAGGGGCAGGGAGGGUGUCAACACACAGCCUCUAGUCAUUACUUCCAUAUGGGGAAAAUCCCUCAUCUUUACAUGUUUUAUAUAUGAACUACAGUAUAUUGCCCUUCAUUAUACAAUCACUACAGAUAAUUCAACAGUAUAGUGGUCUCAAAUAAAAUAGCCAUUCCACCAUUGCCAGUGACUAUUACUUUCUCCAUACUAUAGUCCUCCACUAGAGGGCAGAAUGAGCAUACGUGUUGAGACAACACUGGCUUGUCUUCUUAUUCCUGAGCCAUAUAAGAGUGGACUACUGAUUUUCUUUUUCUUCUGAGUUUGGCUUCUCUGCAUUGUAUCAGGCUUGCAGUAGUUCACAACAGAUGGACAGUACAUUAUUUUGUCCAUGUGUAAAAGGCAAUGUGAAUAAAUGCACCUAAAAGUUAUACAUGCUCACUACUCUACGUGUUAGAUGCCUUUGCCAGUCUGAUUAAAGGGUCAGUCAGUGUAUUAUCCAGAGAACUGUUUGUUCAUUGAUGUUUUCUGACUGCUGACCCACCCACCCAGGCCUAACUCUUGCAAACACACUCUGGUAAAUUAGGUACAUGUUUACAGCAGCGACAAAGCAGAAUUUUUAGCACAACCUAGCAGUGUCUCGUUAAUAAUAUGUAUUUUUGCCAGCAAACAUUUUUCACCCUGUAGCUCACUUGGCAGCGAUUAGGUACAAGACUUGCAUACCUGCACCGCAUGUACCAUGUUUUAGAAAAUAACCUCCCCGUGGAUGCAUUUCAUUAGCUGAAUCAUUUCGCACACGAGUGCUAUGGCUAGCUGAGACCAGUUCAGAGGGUUUUGGGUGGAUUUGAGUGAAGUUGGUGUGAGAAAUGCGUGAGUGAAUGCGUGACUUUAUGUAUAGUUUUCUCUGUUUGAUGUGCAAACACAGCUAAGCAGAGCCUCUUGUCAUUUUCUGGGGCACUGCACGACAAAUGACCAAAUCUUUAUUUUGUUACUCUCAGAAGGAUAAUUCCAUAGUUUAGUUAAAUAUUUUAUUAGUUUACUCGUAAGGUUACGUUCAUACGGGAGAGCUACUGCUAACGUAAUUUAGUUGACUUGAAUCAGGAUUUUAGUUUUGUUGUUUUGUUUUAUUUCCGAGUACAGAUCAUUUGAUUUGAUUGUACUCUAUAUUUUCUGUACUUCAUUCGACAUUAAAUUAAAUUAUAACAUUAAA